GCCAGAUGAGUGAGAAGAAGCAGAAAUGUCCUUCUGGGCAGACAUGACCCAUACGUGGAGAAGCUCAUCUAAAUACCAGGUCAGGAAGAGUCCGUUUGACUUGGAGGACAUGGAGGCUGUGACGAGGACGGAGGUGUGGCAUCCCAGACAGAGUUUAAAAGCUGCUGUUUGCUGAGUGACUUUGAGCAGCGACUCAAGGACCACACAGCAAACAGGUCUGUGUUCCAGGAGGGAGUCUUCAUUGACAACACUGAAACUUUUUUUAGGUUCAUAGAAGAUGAUUCUGUUAGGAGCUUUGUUAAUGAAUUUGUAAAAUAUGUCUCCUAAACUCAGGUCAGGAUGGGAGGUCUCUCUGGCUGGUCUGGAUCCAUGCUAGCUCUCCUCCUGAUCUUCUCCAUGCAGACUGGGAGUGGAUCAGGAAACACAGCACCUGAUUGUUCAUCCAUUCAGAAUGGAGCUAGUGGAGUUUACAGCAUCCAACCUCAAGAAUUUAGGUACAGCUUUCAGGCUUACUGUGAGAUGGGUGCAAAUGGAAUCUGGACGGUGAUCCAGAAGCGUACUGGAGGAGCAGUGGCCUUUGACAGGGAAUGGGCAGCAUAUAAGAAUGGAUUUGGAUUUGCAUCAUGGGAUCACUGGCUCGGUCUGGAGAAGAUUUCUGCAAUGACCAAAUCCAAGAGGUGGAAACUGAGAGUGGACCUGUGGGACUUUGAAGGUGGCAGUGCUUAUGCUGAGUAUGAAGACUUCAGGGUCGGAGAUGAGAGCACAAAUUACAGACUGAGUGUUGGCAGAUACAGAGGAACCGCAGGUGAUGCCAUCCAAGGCUAUCCAGGGCAAAAUGGCUAUGGCUUCAGCACCUUUGACCGUGACAAUGAUGGCUGUGACCCUUGCAUCUUUUUUGGUGACAUUGCUGCAAAUUCAUGCACUGAUUUCGACCGUGGUGGCUGGUGGUACAGCAAGUGUGGCGCCGCCAGUCUAAAUGGAGAAUGGCAUCCAAAAGGAGAAAACACUGGUUGGCUUUCAGGUCUUCACUGGCUCACCUGGAAAAGACCCGUGUCUUACUCAGCCAGGGCCACCAGAAUGAUGAUCACUCCCAUGUAA
Molecule: messenger RNA, 1098 nt
Organism: Oryzias melastigma (Indian medaka)
Lineage: Eukaryota; Metazoa; Chordata; Actinopteri; Beloniformes; Adrianichthyidae
Product: angiopoietin-4
Exons: 6
Coding region: 340-1098 (252 amino acids)
Biological process (GO): Tie signaling pathway; angiogenesis
Molecular function (GO): receptor tyrosine kinase binding
Source: RefSeq, a predicted model, not a curated record